AUUUUGAUUUUCAUUUAAGAGUGCAGCGCAAGAAAGCGGUAAAUCAGUGUUCAUCAAUUUUCCACUCUCACUACCUCUCUCGAUUUCAUCGCUUCCCUCUUACUAAUAAGAUAGUUGAUUUCACCUAAUCAAGAUGUUUCUCACCAGGACUGAGUAUGACAGAGGAGUCAAUACAUUCUCACCAGAAGGUCGGUUGUUUCAGGUUGAGUAUGCUAUUGAGGCUAUCAAGCUGGGUUCUACUGCGAUUGGGAUAAAGACCAAGGAAGGUGUUGUGCUUGUUGUGGAAAAACGUAUCACAUCUCCAUUGCUGGAGCCUAGUAGUGUAGAAAAAAUCAUGGAAAUUGACGACCAUAUAGGAUGUGCCAUGAGUGGAUUGAUUGCUGAUGCUCGCACACUUGUUGAGCAUGCACGAGUGGAGACCCAGAAUCAUAGGUUCUCUUACGGUGAACCAAUGACUGUUGAGUCAACUACACAGGCUUUAUGUGAUUUAGCUCUUCGUUUUGGGGAAGGAGACGAAGAGUCCAUGUCUCGUCCUUUUGGUGUAUCUCUCCUCAUUGCAGGUCAUGAUGAAAAUGGACCAAGCUUGUAUCACACAGAUCCUUCUGGUACAUUCUGGCAAUGCAGUGCAAAGGCUAUUGGUUCUGGUUCUGAAGGUGCAGAUAGUUCCUUGCAGGAGCAAUAUCGUAAGGAUUUAACUUUUGAAGAAGCUGAGACUAUAGCGCUUUCCAUCUUGAAGCAGGUUAUGGAGGAAAAGGUGACUCCAAACAAUGUCGACAUUGCAAAGGUCUCCCCAACCUACCACUUGUAUUCUCCAUCUGAAGUGGAGGCUGUCAUCGGUCGCCUUUAAGUUGUACUCUGCCAGAAGCUGCUGUGCCUGUCUUCAGUCCUGAUUUCUCUCUUGAUGCUUUGGUUCUCUCUGGUUAAUGAAUAUUGCCAGAAACCAUUUUGGGUUGUUGUUUGAAUGUACGUAAACAAUUUGAGGUUCAAAGCUGUUCUUGUACUGUAGUGUAUUCUGUUUUGCCAAGUGCCCGAAAUUAAGAGGAACUCAAACCUUACAGAAACUGAGACAGGAACGUAGAUUAUAGGAUCCUAGAAUUACUGAGACAGGAACAUAGAUUAUAGGGUCAAACUAAUUGCAACUUUGUAAGUCAAGAUUCUAUCCAUUGCUCGUCAUCAGCAGGUUUCAAAUUGAUGAUUUUUUCUUUUCAAAAGCUGAGAUGGAUUUUUUGUUGCAUCUUAA
Chenopodium quinoa (quinoa) is the source of this 1240-nucleotide messenger RNA. RefSeq names its product proteasome subunit alpha type-5. Gene Ontology annotation, cellular component: proteasome core complex, alpha-subunit complex; nucleus; proteasome core complex. Gene Ontology annotation, biological process: proteasome-mediated ubiquitin-dependent protein catabolic process. Bases 134 to 847 code for a protein of 237 amino acids. The record is from RefSeq and is a predicted model, not a curated record. The transcript is spliced from 10 exons. Lineage: Eukaryota; Viridiplantae; Streptophyta; Magnoliopsida; Caryophyllales; Amaranthaceae.